AUGAUCUUACGAGCAAUUUCGAUAUUACUAGCAAUGACCUUGUCAGCCGUAAGCGCAGAAUUUUGCGGCAAUAAUCGUAUUCCUUUUGGAAUUGAGGUCCACAAGGAUGGCCACCUUGCACUGCUUUGUUCAAGGCCGAACUGCCAUGAAAAGAAAUACGCGGAGUGCCCAGAACGAGCCGAAGCGACGUCGUGCUCAAGUAAUACGUCAUGGGUUGGUGGACUACAGAAAACCGUAGAGGAUCAGUGA
Molecule: messenger RNA, 249 nt
Organism: Cooperia oncophora
Lineage: Eukaryota; Metazoa; Nematoda; Chromadorea; Rhabditida; Trichostrongylidae
Source: the annotation of a GenBank genome assembly